Molecule: messenger RNA, 1592 nt
Organism: Sorghum bicolor (sorghum)
Lineage: Eukaryota; Viridiplantae; Streptophyta; Magnoliopsida; Poales; Poaceae
Product: 12-oxophytodienoate reductase 1
Exons: 2
Coding region: 129-1262 (377 amino acids)
Molecular function (GO): oxidoreductase activity; FMN binding
Source: RefSeq, a predicted model, not a curated record
CGUAUAAAUUCCCGUCGACAGAUCAGGCAGGUGCAUACCGAAACCAAAUACGAAUAGCUUUGACGCAAGCAAGCAGCAGAGGCAAAGCAAAAUUAAGGUAGCAGUUUGAGUACGCACAAGCUAAUAAGAUGGGGCACCAAGAACAACAAGAAGUGAUCCCGCUGAUGACCCCGUACAAGAUGGGGCAUCUCGAGCUCUCCCACCGUGUGGUGCUCGCGCCGAUGACGCGGUGCCGGGCAGACCGGAGCGGCGUGCCGCAGCCGCACGCCGCCGUGUACUACUCGCAGCGCGCCACCAGGGGCGGCCUGCUCAUCACCGAGGGCACGAGUGUGUCUCCCACCGCGCAGGGCUUCCCGGGGUCCCCUGGCAUCUGGACGCCCGAGCAGGUCGCGGCGUGGAAGCCCAUUGUCGACGCCGUCCACCGCAAGGGCGCGCUCUUCUUCUGCCAGAUUGCGCACGCCGGAAGGGCCUCAACCAACGAUUUUCAGCCAGACGGUGAAGCGCCGAUCUCGAGCACGGACACGCAGCUCCCCGCUGACGCCGAGUCCGGCACGGUGUUCUCCAAGCCACGCCGGCUGCGGAGCGACGAGAUCCCAGGGAUCGUCGGUGACUUCAGACGUGCCGCACGGAACGCGAUUGAGGCCGGGUUCGACGGCGUGGAGAUCCAUGGAGCACAUGGGUUCCUUCUGGAGCAGUUCAUGAAGGAUGCCGCGAAUGACCGCACCGACGAGUACGGUGGCAGCGUGGAGAACCGGUGCCGCUUCGUGGUUGAGAUCGUCGACGCUCUGGUCCACGAAGUCGGCGCGUGUCGGGUUGGCAUUAGGCUCUCCCCGUUCGCGGAUUACAUGGACUGUGCGGAUUCUGACCCCAUGGCACUCGGUGACUACAUGGUGCGACAGCUGAACAAGCACGAGGGGUUUCUCUAUUGCCACAUGGUAGAGCCUCGGAUGUCCAUCGUGGAUGACCGUAGGCAGAUUCCGCAUAGACUGCUACCGUUCAAGACGGUGUUCAGUGGCACCUUCAUUGUCGUUGGUGGUUAUGACAGGGAGGAAGGAAACAAGGUGGUUGCCGAGGGCUACGCGGACCUCGUCGCAUAUGGAAGGCAUUUCUUGGCCAAUCCGGACCUAGCGAAGAGGUUUGAGUUAGAUGCGACCCUGAAUAAAUAUGAUCGCUCUACCUUUUAUACACAAGACCCUGUCAUUGGCUAUACGGACUAUCCUUUUCUUAGCGACGACAGCAAAGAUUUACCUGCUCAAGAUUAAUUGUAUGGAUGAUCGGUUUAAUCACAGUUGGUGCACGAGAUCCAUACUUCUCUGUCCAUUACAAUAUAUAUGUAAGGUGCAUUGUUUUUGUUUUAAGUUAAUAUUUGUUAUGUUUGACCAAAUUUAUAAAAGAAAGUACAAUAUACACUAUAAAGACAUUGCAAAUGUCACUAACUCACUAUAGUUGUUCAGGGUGGAAUUUGAUGUUGCAAAUGUCAAAACUAAAGAAGUUUUACUUAUUCUUUCUAUUCUUUUUUUAAAAAGAGUUAUGUAUUGCUGUUUAGAUUGCAGCAGUGAGAUGAUAAAUACAAUUGUAGUGGAGUUGUAUCA